Olea europaea var. sylvestris is the source of this 504-nucleotide messenger RNA. RefSeq lists its product as uncharacterized. Bases 1 to 504 code for a protein of 167 amino acids. NCBI's taxonomy places the organism in Eukaryota, Viridiplantae, Streptophyta, Magnoliopsida, Lamiales, Oleaceae. The transcript has a single exon. The record is from RefSeq and is a predicted model, not a curated record.
AUGGAGACUUACCUGGAAGUUUUAGAUCUAUGGGAAGCCGUGGAAGAAGAUUACGAAGUUCCACCGCUGCCGGACAAUCCAACCAUGGUCCAGAUCAAGAAUCACAAGAAAAGAAGAACCAGGAAGUCAAAGGCAAAAGCAAUUUUGUAUGCUGUUGUUUCAACAACUAUAUUCACGAGAAUCAUGCCUCUCAAAACAGCAAAAGAAGUUUGGGAUUAUCUAAAGGAAGAAUGUGUAGGAGAUGAAAGGAUAAGAGACAUGCAUGUGCUGAACUUAAUAAGGGAAUUCGAAUUGCAAAAAAUGAAAGAAUCCGAGACAACCAAAGAGUACUCAGAUAGACUGCUUGGCAUUGUCAACAAGGUCAGAUUACUUGGCACUAAAUUUACUAGUUCAAGAAUUGUCAAAAAAAUUCUUGUCACUGUGCCGGAAAGAUAUGAAGCUUUAAUAACCACAUUGGAAAACACACAAAGGAUCUGUCCAAAAUCACCUUGGCAGAGCUAUUAA